ACACAACUGUGUGAAGUAAUACUGCUCCGUGGUGAUAACCAUAUGCACACACAAUGCGAUAGUAGUACUCGCGGCUUCUCCCACAGGGACCCGCCCUCGAUACACUGCCCCCAGUGGCGUCUCCAGUUAGCUCAGCUCCGCAGUAUGACACAGGAGGGGGGCGUUAUUCUGCAGUACGCAUGGCCACGCCCACCAGCCCCUACAAUGCGGUAGUGUCCUCCGGAAUCUGGCUGUAAACCGUCACAUAGAGCCCGGCACGUUUCGCCAAUGGAGAGAGAGACGCCCAUCCACCUAGCAGUCACAAUACGUCUCCAUGUCCUUCAGCGCUGUGUUCGAGCACCGCCAUGUUCCUGCAGACGGACGGCGUUAUAUUAUGCAGAGAUUCUUCAGGAAAAUGGCUCCUGUGGCCAGGACCGGAAAAUGACGUUUGGAGCGUUGCGUUCGCUUUUCUCCGCCCUUGUCACGUGACGCCUAGGUGUGGUUUUGCUUCGCCUCCGGACAAAGCGUCACUUAGCAACUUCCCGACGUAUAAAUUAUUCAUGAGGUAACGUCACUCCGCACGGCACGUUUUUCUACAGGCGUGUGACAUCAGUACGGGUGAGGCCGGUUUGAACGACACAGAAAAAGAACAAUGGCAGUAAAUGUUUAUUCCACGUCAGUAACCAGUGACAAUCUAAGUCGCCAUGACAUGCUUGCCUGGAUUAAUGAGUCCCUACAGCUCAACCUAACCAAGAUAGAGCAUCUGUGUUCAGGUAGCGUAUACUGUCAGUUUAUGGACAUGUUGUUUCCCGGAUCAGUCACAUUAAAGAAAGUAAAAUUUCAAGCCAAACUUGAACAUGAGUACAUCCAGAACUACAAAGUGCUACAAGCCGGUUUCAAGAAGAUGGGUGUCGACAAAAUAAUUCCAGUGGAUAAAUUGGUGAAAGGAAAGUUCCAGGACAACUUUGAGUUUGUACAGUGGUUUAAAAAGUUUUUUGACGCCAACUACGAUGGGAAAGACUACGAUCCAGUUGCUGCAAGACAAGGACAAGAGUCUGCCCCGGCCCCUGUACUCCCCACUCCAGUUAUGAACAAGCCCAAGAAACCAAUGGGAACGACAAACUCUGCUCCACAGAGGGCGGUACCUGCCCAAAGGCCUGCAGUAACCAACAGGCCUACCCCGGGAGUUGGCAGAAAGCCUGCUGCUGUGGGCAACGGUGAAGAGGAGUCUGCAGAGCUUGUUCAACAGAUAAAUGUCCUUAAAAUUACAGUUGAAGACUUGGAGAAAGAAAGAGACUUUUAUUUUGGCAAACUAAGGAAUAUCGAACUCAUCUGCCAAGAGAACGAAGGCGAAAGCAACCCUGUCCUGUCAAGGAUCAUAGACAUUCUUUAUGCCACAGAUGAGGGCUUUGUCAUACCAGAUGAAGGAGCACCCCCAGAGGACCAGGAAGAAUAUUAGCCGCACUCUCCUAACAUGCAGUCAUUUCGAAAACCAAUUUUUUUUUUUUUUCCCCUCCCGAAUCACGUGCUUACCUGUAAAAUAUUCCUUUUAUUCUCAGAGGGCUGGCUCACCACCUCCCUUUUUUUUUUUUUUUUUUUUUGAAAGUGUACUUUGCCAAAGUUUCACUCAUUUUACAGUGGUUUAACCUUGGAGAUUUCUCAUUUUGUAGCAAAGAAAAAGUGAAAGUAUUAAUGUCCAUUUUUUUUUUUUUUUUUUUUUUUUUUUUUCUCUUCCCUUUAAGGUUCCUAAGGGAACAUGUUGAGGACUUGAGAAGGUUCAUAUGUUGCUGAAUGGAAUGUUUUAAAUCUAGUGAAUAGGAGAUUAAAAUGCCUUAAGUUUACAUGUGCUUUCAUAUCAAAACUAUAAAGCCGUCUCGCUGAGCAUAUUAUUAGUAAGUGUGGUGGUUUGCUGUUUUUUGUGCCCGUUACAAAUCGGGCGCACAUUUUUUUUUUUUUUUUUUUUUGCUUGCAAAAGUAGAGAGCUCCCCCACUGACAUGCUGCUCCCGAUCUUAGAUGCUGAGGGGAAUGGGUUUGUGCGGUUGCCUCUACCUCUAGCAUCCUAUUGCUCUCCACUUCAAAUGGCAUCGUUGCAUGCAGACCCCUUUGGCAGCCUCGAGGGCAAUGCAAGUUUAGAAAUAUGUGUCAAGGAUAGAAUGAGGGGAAAUUUUUUACCGUGGCUUGGUGAUAAAUUUUGGGAUUUCCAGAAACCUCCCCCUAUAACUCAUCUCCCUCCCCCACAUAUGAUUUUUUUUAAUUAAUUGUAUAACUUUAUUUUUUUGCCAACAUAUUAUUUAAGUCAAUGUGUUGUAUGUAUCUGCUGUAACCUCCAGAUCACUGGGUUGUUCACUCCAGGAGAAGAAAAUGGUUUGGCUGUUUCUGUUAAUGUUCUGUUGGGUAACUAAAAGUAACGUGAAAUGCAUGAAAAACAAAAAAAGUAGAAAGAUUCGAGCCCGUGUUGUCUUGGUCACAAGCCAUCACCGACAUUGCAGUGCUACACUUUCUUAAUCUCUUGUGGCCUUUUUAAGACUCUUUAAUUAUUUUUUUCUUUUUCUCCUCUCCUUUCCUCCUUUUUCAGUUUCUCCAAUUUUUUUUUUGUACCCCCCUUUGUUCCUUUCUCAAAUUUUUUUCUACUUUAAGCCAUUUCUAAAUAAAACUUCUGUAUUACAAGAG
This is a messenger RNA of Hyla sarda, 2650 nucleotides long. RefSeq names its product microtubule associated protein RP/EB family member 1 (gene MAPRE1). The coding region runs from base 632 to 1438 and encodes 268 amino acids. The transcript has 7 exons. The record is from RefSeq and is a predicted model, not a curated record. NCBI's taxonomy places the organism in Eukaryota, Metazoa, Chordata, Amphibia, Anura, Hylidae. Gene Ontology annotation, molecular function: microtubule plus-end binding. Gene Ontology annotation, cellular component: microtubule organizing center; microtubule plus-end; spindle midzone. Gene Ontology annotation, biological process: protein localization to microtubule plus-end; spindle assembly; regulation of microtubule polymerization or depolymerization.